Molecule: messenger RNA, 1068 nt
Organism: Apis dorsata (giant honeybee)
Lineage: Eukaryota; Metazoa; Arthropoda; Insecta; Hymenoptera; Apidae
Product: homeobox protein unc-30-like
Exons: 3
Coding region: 270-1049 (259 amino acids)
Biological process (GO): regulation of transcription by RNA polymerase II
Molecular function (GO): DNA-binding transcription factor activity, RNA polymerase II-specific; RNA polymerase II transcription regulatory region sequence-specific DNA binding
Source: RefSeq, a predicted model, not a curated record
UUAACAUAUAUAAAACAAUAUUAAAAAAUCAAAUUUUAUAAUAUUUUUUAACAAAAUGUACAUGUAAAAUAUUUUCCGAAUAAUUUCAAAUACGUUGAGCAGCAUUCGAUCAACACGUGGCGUAAAGUUUGAAUUACUACGUCAUUUGUGCAGAAUAAGAAAUGUCAUCUUACGAUUUAUUAAAUACCUCAAUGACUAUAUCGUGUAUUUACUUCGAUAUCUCAAAGUAAUAAAGAAUAAUUACUUCAAGAGUAAAAAAUAUAUUAUAUAUGAAAAACGAAAUUUAUAAUUCAUUUUUUCAAUUAAAACUUGUUCGUUGCCACUCUAUUAAAGAGAUUUAUUUUUUAAACGAAACAAUGUUGUGUGGAAAUUCGGAACAAGUAGAAAACAACAGCGUAAUAGUUUCACAGAUUACGAAUCCUCAUACACCACAAGAUUUCACGGUCUCACGCUUAUUAUCGACGCCAACUAACUCCUUAGAAUGUAAUGAAACUUCUACGGCACCUGCAUGUAGAAGACCCAGAAGAAGUAGAACAACAUUCUCGGCAGAACAAUUAGCCGCUUUGGAAAGGGUGUUUGAAAGGACGCAUUAUCCAGACGCUUUUGUUCGAGAAGAACUUGCAACACGUGUCUCUUUAUCGGAAGCCAGAGUACAGGUAUGGUUUCAAAAUAGACGCGCCAAGUUUCGUCGGAAUGAAAGAAGUUCUGCUAUUAAUCGAGGUGUCUCUACCAACAGAGAAGUAGAAACUACUUUACCUUUAAGACCUAUCAGAAUAACGCAUACACAGGAAAAUAAUUCGGAGAUUUUGCAAACUCCUCAAGUGACGCAAUAUCCCUAUAGCGAGUAUUGGAGAUCGUCGCAGCAUUACACCUCUAUGCAAACAUCUACCUGCCAUGGAUUUAUAAAUAGUAAUUUAGGAAAUGUUAAUCUUCCUUCGUAUCAUCAGGCAGAAAUUCACGGAGGAUCCACGAUGAGCAAUUUAAAUGCAUUACGAUUCAGGACGCAUCCAUACGGAACUUCAUAUUCUCCCAUGCACGCAAGCAUGUAAUCUCUCUCUCUCUUUCUCU